Messenger RNA from Mercurialis annua (annual mercury), 1405 nucleotides. Its product is annotated as protein trichome birefringence-like 19. Gene Ontology annotation, cellular component: Golgi apparatus. Gene Ontology annotation, molecular function: O-acetyltransferase activity. The record is from RefSeq and is a predicted model, not a curated record. NCBI's taxonomy places the organism in Eukaryota, Viridiplantae, Streptophyta, Magnoliopsida, Malpighiales, Euphorbiaceae. The coding region runs from base 33 to 1286 and encodes 417 amino acids. The transcript has 2 exons.
CAAAUACAAAAUAUACCUCAAUCAACUUCACCAUGAAGUUCCACUCCACUGAGUACUCUACUGUAAAGAACACCAACACCAGGCUAUUCCUGAUACCCUUCUCACUGCUUUUUCUCACCAUAAUCCCUCUCUUUCUGUUAAAGAAUCCGCCACCACCGCCUCUAAAACCGUCGUCAAAUGUCAAUAUCAGCGACUUGAUCAUUAGCGGAGAAAAACUGAAGGAAUGUGACAUAUUUACAGGGCAAUGGGUUCCGUAUCCGAAAGGGCCUGCUUACUAUACAAAUGCAAGUUGCAAUCUGAUGAUUGACCAGCAAAACUGCAUGAAAUUUGGGAGACCUGACACAGAUUUUAUGAAAUGGAGAUGGAGACCGGACGAUUGUGAGUUACCAUUCUUUGAUGCGAGGCAGUUCUUGGAGCUUGUUAGAGGGAAAUCAAUGGCGUUUGUGGGUGAUUCUGUCGGGAGGAACCAAAUGCAAUCAUUGUUGUGUCUUCUUGCUCAUGUGGCACAUCCUAAGGAUGUUUCUAACAUGUACACAACAGACACAGCUUAUUUCAAAUAUUGGUUAUACUCUGCUUACAACUUCACUUUAUCUACACUAUGGUCACCAUUUUUAGUUAAAUCCUGCGAUGCCGAUCCGGACGGCCAUUCUCUCAACAACUUGAUGAAUCUUUAUCUAGACACACCUGACGAAUCAUGGGCAAAUCACAUCGAAAGUUUUGAUUACGUAAUCAUAUCUGCCGGACAAUGGUUCUUUCGUCCGAUGACAUUCUACAUGAACGGUGAAAUCAAAGGUUGUCACAAAUGUGAUAAUGCAAAUAUAACUGAUGUCACUAACUACUAUGGUUACAGAAUGGCCUUCAGGACUGCUUUCAGGACUCUUCAGAGGCUGAAAGGGUACAAAGGUGUAACAUUUUUAAGGACAUAUUCACCCUCGCAUUUUGAAAAUGGGGCAUGGAAUGCAGGUGGGAAUUGCGCGAGAACAAGGCCGUUUACUAGUGAAGAAAUGAAAUUAGAGGGGUAUGAGUUGGAAUUAUACUUGACACAAGUUGAGGAACUGAGGAAAGCAGAGAAAGAAGGGAAAAAGAAUGGUUUAAUAUUUAGGCUGUUAUCUACUACAGAAGCAAUGGUGCUACGGCCUGAUGGUCAUCCGAAUUAUCACGGAAUUUCUCCGGAUCGGAAUAAGACGGUGGCAGAUUGUGUUCACUGGUGCUUGCCUGGUCCUAUUGAUACUUGGAACGAGUUUCUGCUUUAUAUGAUGAAAAGGGAAGCUCGGAGAAAUGUGUAAUCUUUAGUGUUUUGAUAUGAGUCUACUGUUACUAUAAUUUGUUGUCAAAAUUAUUGAGUCUUGAGUAUGUUAUUAUUACUGUUAUCAUAUUGAUUUAUUAUUUAUAUGUAAUUAAAACA